AAAGGAGGCAACGAGCAGCAUUUCUUCGGUAGUAGACAGCAAACAGGACUUGACAAAUGACAGCGCCAUGCCGUUCUUGACAGCAUGUCAGCAACUCAAGCCAGCUAAAUCAGCUCUAGAGGGUAAGAGACGACAGCAGCAGCACCUGAGAAACUAUGGACAAACCGCAAGAGUCCAAGACAAUUUAUACUAAUAAAUAUUUUUCUUCAUCACUUAAUUUUCAGAUCUUCAAAUCCAAAUUCGACCUUGGCUACUUUCAAUCAGCCUCCCCCAAAUCUCUUCUGCAUGAUUGCCAUGACUGGAAUGGCCUUUUUCUUUUAAACAAAUUCAUUAAUGUGUUGGGUACAGCUAAUUAUCCAUAUCCAUGACGUAUUAGCCUUAAAUGUAAAAAUCACAGCUUUGAUUAGAUCCUCUCAUCAAUUGGCGCGGGGGGGGGCGGCGGGGCGGUAAUGGUGUCACUUUCCAUUGAACAACACACACAGACGUAGCCUGUAGCCACAAAGAUAAUACUACUUCCUUAAUAUUUAAAAAUCCUUAAGAAUAUCUAAUAAGAAAACCUAAAAUGUGAUAUUUCCAAUGAGAAAAUAUAGCUUUCCAAAAGGAAAAAAAAAAAAACAGGGACUAGAAUACAUAAACCUGAGGGCUCUUAUGAACAGCCUAAGCUUAUUAAUUAAUAACAUUAAACAACAAAUUCCUUGACUUCCAAGGCUGCCUUUUGUGUCCUCCAUAAGACUCCUAGCUUCCUCUAAUUUGCUUUCAAGAGUACUCCGAUAUAUUUACUUUCUUCUUGCUUAAUCAACCGUGGUUUUUUUCCCCUUCAGUCUUCAUGAUUGUCUCCCACUGCAGAUACAUUAAUUGAAUUCUUCACGCAUAUAUUUUGUUUUCUCCCAUGAGGAAGUUGAUCUGGAGAUUCUUUUGUUGCAUAUCCACAGAAGAGCAACCGGAGAUCAGUUUUCACAAGAGUAGGGAUUAUCCAUGGGAAAUAUACUCUCUUAAGGAGCUACUUCAUGCAACAAAUAACUUUCAUCAAGAUAACAAGAUUGGCGAAGGCGGGUUCGGAACUGUUUAUUGGGGUCGAACAAGUAAAGGCGUCGAGAUUGCUGUGAAACGACUAAAGGCAAUGAGUGCAAAGGCAGAGAUGGAGUUUGCUGUGGAAGUUGAAAUUCUUGGAAGGGUGAGGCAUAAGAAUCUCUUGGGUUUGAGGGGAUUUUAUGCUCGUGGGAAGGAGAGGCUGAUUGUCUAUGAUUACAUGCCUAAUCAUAGCUUGAUUGCCCAUUUGCAUGGCCAACUCGCUGAUGAUUGUCUGCUAGACUGGCCCCGGAGAAUGAGCGUAGCCAUUGGAUCAGCAGAAGGUUUAGCGUACUUGCACCAUGAGGCCAAUCCUCAUAUUAUUCAUCGAGACAUAAAGGCAAGCAAUGUCCUAUUAGACACUGAAUUUGAAGCAAAAGUUGCAGAUUUCGGUUUUGCAAAGCUGAUACCAGAUGGUGUUUCUCAUAUGACAACUAGAGUGAAAGGAACCCUAGGAUAUUUGGCCCCUGAAUAUGCCAUGUGGGGGAAGGUUUCCGAGAGCUGCGAUGUCUACAGUUUUGGGAUUUUACUCCUAGAAAUUAUCAGUGCGAAAAAGCCAUUAGAAAAACUCCCCGGUGGAGUCAAGCGUGAUAUUGUGCAAUGGGUCACGCCAUGUGUCCAAAAAGGUGCUCUAAAUCAUAUUGCUGACCCGAGGUUGAAGGGCAAGUUCGAUCGAGAGCAACUCAAGUUGGCAGUCAUGAUUGCGCUGAGAUGCACAGACCACAACCCUGACAACCGGCCAAGCAUGAUCGACGUGGUCGAGUGGCUCACAGGUGGUGUUGGGAGGAGGAAGAAAGAGACUUUGGAAAGGAACCAAUAUCUGAUGCGAGAACCACAUGGGCCAAACCCACUUUUCUUUUGUGAAAUUGGGAGGAGGAAGAAAGAGGUAUCUAACUAUAAUGAUCAUGUAAAAGACAUUGUUAAUGAAGAAGAAGAUGAAGAAAAUAACAGUAAUAUUACUUAUAUGGAUCAUCAUGCAGACUUUGGAAAGGAACCAAUAUCUGAUGCGAGAACCACAUGGGCCAAACCCACUUUUCUUUUGUGAAAUUGAAAUGUAUCUUCUUGGCUUUUAGUAAUUUGACUAAGCAAUCAUGUGAAAGGCACUGGUAUAACUUGGUCUAGCUUCCUAGGUACUUUGUUAAUGGAGAUCGAGACGUACGCUACAGGCCAGGCCAAUCAGCAUUUCCUUAUUUCUUUCUUCUUAUUUUUUUUGUUUUCCCAUUUGAUGAUUUCUUAUAAGGCAUCGUCACCACAUGAUUUAAGAAGAUGCAAGUAUUAUUCUAUAUGUUGCUUAUGAACAUUUGAGCAUUUAAAUAUUGUAUGUUGCACUUUCAA
This is a messenger RNA of Carya illinoinensis, 2403 nucleotides long. RefSeq names its product PTI1-like tyrosine-protein kinase At3g15890. NCBI's taxonomy places the organism in Eukaryota, Viridiplantae, Streptophyta, Magnoliopsida, Fagales, Juglandaceae. Bases 890 to 2113 code for a protein of 407 amino acids. The transcript is spliced from 5 exons. Gene Ontology annotation, molecular function: ATP binding; protein kinase activity. The record is from RefSeq and is a predicted model, not a curated record. Gene Ontology annotation, biological process: protein phosphorylation.